UCAGGCAUGGAGAGUCCGGGUUCCGCCGCGUGUUGCCCAGUGCGACAGCAGCGUGCUCGUUGGGAACGAAAACGUGUCUGCACCGCUCGGGAGCUGCUGGAGACUGAGCGGCGCUACCAGGAACAACUGGGGCUGGUGGCCACGUACUUCUUGGGGAUCCUGAAAGCCAAAGGGACACUACGACCAACAGAGCGCCAGACACUGUUUGGGACCUGGGAGCUCAUCUAUGCCGCCAGCCUAGAGCUGCUUCCCUAUCUGGAAGAAGGACAAUGGGGGCCCGGGCUUGAUGGCUUCUGCCCCCACCUGGAGCUCUACACCCAAUUUGCUGCCAACGCAGACAGGUCUCAGACUACCCUUCAGGAGCAGCUGAAGAAGAAUAAGCGUUUCCGAAGGUUCGUGCGGCUUCAGGAAGGUCGCCCUGAAUUUAGGGGUCUUCAGCUCCAGGACCUGCUCCCUCUGCCUCUGCAGCGGCUUCAACAGUACGAGAAUCUUGUUGUGGCUUUGGCUGAAAACACAGUUCCCAACAGCCCUGACUACCAACAGCUCACACGGGCUGCCCGCUUGGUAAGUGAGACUGCCCAGAAGGUCCACGCCAUCAGCCAGAAUCAGAAGAAUGACCAGCAUCUGUUGCGUGUCCAGGCUCUACUCAGUGGACGCAAGGCAAAAGGGCUUACUUCAGGACGCUGGUUCCUACGACAGGGUUGGCUUUUAGCAGUGCCUCCCACUGGGGAGCCACGGCCCCGGAUGUUCUUCCUUUUCUCUGACGUGCUCCUCAUGACCAAGCCUCGGCCCCCAUUGCACCUGCUGAAGAGUGGCACCUUUGUCUGCAGAGCUCUGUACCCUAUGUCCCAGUGUCAACUUAGCAGGGUCUUUGGCCAUUCAGGAGGACCUUGUGGUGGUUUGCUCAGUCUGUCCUUUCCCCAUGAGAAGCUACUGCUUAUGUCUACUGACCAGGAGGAGCUGUCACAAUGGUACCACAGCCUGACUCUGGCUAUCAGAAGCCAGAAGAGCUCGACCCACAGAAGCGACACUGCAACAUGACACUGUCAUCUACAAAUGUGCUGGGCCACACUCACUGCUAUCCUGGGAUACAUGUGGCAGCUGGGCAUGCCUAGGAAGAACCUUACGAAUUCCAGAACUGAGGGUACUCAGGGAUAGAGCCGAGCCAAGAACAGCGGGAAUGUCCUUUAGUUGAGUCUCAGUUGAACAAGCCCCUCUCGUGCCCUGCCCCUGGGGGCUGCAAGCUGCUGCUGGCUGUGGCUGGUUGUUUAUUCCAUUUGCAGCUUUGUAAAGGCCAUUUUGUUGUCGCCUAUGGUUUCUUGUUUUAAUUUUGAGGCAGGAUCUUACUAUGUGACCCAGGUUGACUGAGAACUUGAAUUCUUCCUGCCUCUGUCUCUCAGGUGUUGGGUUUACAGGUGUGUGCUGCCAUACCUCGAUAUUGUAGGUAGGCAGGUAGGAAUAUAUAAUUUUUUUUCUUGAGAUAAGUUUUCAUGUAGCCCAGGGUGACCUUGAACUCCAGAUCCUCCUGAACUACCUCCUAUGUUAUAAAAGUUCUAUAACUUAUUUCUCCACUGUAUUUUAAUAAAGUGCUAUUUU
Molecule: messenger RNA, 1596 nt
Organism: Arvicanthis niloticus (Nile rat)
Lineage: Eukaryota; Metazoa; Chordata; Mammalia; Rodentia; Muridae
Gene: Arhgef39
Product: Rho guanine nucleotide exchange factor 39
Biological process (GO): positive regulation of cell migration
Cellular component (GO): plasma membrane
Molecular function (GO): guanyl-nucleotide exchange factor activity
Source: RefSeq, a predicted model, not a curated record